UCCACCAGAGAUGAAACUAAAACCAAGCAAAUGUGUUAGUAAAUCCUUAAAUAUACAGUAAUGAUGUUAAUGUUGUUCUUUUCUCUCGUGUUGCAGCCGACAUGAAAGAAUGUAAAUGUCAUUUGUUCGCCGACAGCAUGAACUGCUCCUGGAUCCCAAACCCCAAACGUGCUCCUCUGUCGCUCUCCUACAGGGAGUGUGGAUCAACGCUGAAGCUCAUUAAAAUGAACUUCACCAAAUGUCAGCGGACGAACCACAUCGGACCCAAACGAGUGUGUCACCUGACAGGAAACUUCCUCCAGAAAGACCUGUGCAUGGUCGCCGAGUCCCCCGACGCCCUCAGCACCUUCAGAGCCCCAAAAGCCGUGAAGCUUCCAGAAAAAAUGGAAAUAUCGGAAGAGGGGUCCAACCUGGUCUUGAAACUGAUGCCGUUAGACGUGGUGAUACCCAGUUCUGUUUACUACAUCUCUUAUUCAAUCUGCGACAAAAACUUGGACAUGGAGUAUCCGAUAGGAGAUCAAUCCAAAACAAUACCGUAUGAUAAAAGCUGCCAGUACAAGUUCCGGUACCAGGCCCGCUUCACUCGCUACAGCUUACAGUUCUACAGUGACUGGAGUGAGGAGUUCGUCUACGGUUCCACUGACAGGACCCUGACCGUGGUGGCCGUCGUGAUCCCCAUAAUCGUCUCCGUCUGCGUCAUUCUGUCCUGCGUCUGCUUCAGGAGAACUCCUUUUACCUUACGAACCCUCGCGGACCCUGCGCUCCUCCGGCAGCAGGCUCCUGGUCAUUCCCAAAAACAAGUGAAACAUAAAUCUGAUAAGAACCUGGGCGUCGGCUCCCAGAAGCUCGUAACAAGUUUUUCAGAGAAGUGUGAGGCUAAAGUUCAGCCCAAAGUUCACAUGUACAAACCCGUCCUGGAGCCGAUCGAGCCCAUCACCAUCGUCCCUCACAUUCCCGCCGCCGUCGUCUCCGGGCCUGUGCCGACGUGA
Boleophthalmus pectinirostris (great blue-spotted mudskipper) is the source of this 989-nucleotide messenger RNA. RefSeq lists its product as uncharacterized. The transcript is spliced from 8 exons. Bases 102 to 989 code for a protein of 295 amino acids. NCBI's taxonomy places the organism in Eukaryota, Metazoa, Chordata, Actinopteri, Gobiiformes, Gobiidae. The record is from RefSeq and is a predicted model, not a curated record.